UGUAGUGUUAUAUACCACAGCCUUUCUUCGUUCUUCAUAUUUCUCUUUCGAUCCUUCUCAAAUACAAAUCCAUAUCUUUUUGAAAGGUUGUAUAGGCCGAUAUCUUAGUUUCAGCUUCGAUAUAUCAUUCAAAGGAGGUGAUGUCCUUAUUGACUGGAUUUUGGUGUUGGAAAUAACAGCACAUGAGAUAUAGAACUUCUUAUUUUUGCUUUUCCCUUCAACCACAGCUUGGCUACAAUGGAUAUAAUACAUCAGCUAUCUGCAAGUGUUUUAAUGACAUUGGUGGGGUUGCUUGUAACGGACGUUACCAUGGCCUCAUUCAGAAGGUGCUCUACGACCAAUGAAUCGAUAAACUGCUAUGGCAGGAACCUCAAUCGCAUACCAAGGAUACCUUCUUCAGUGACGUUCGUGAACUUGGCAAAUAACAAUCUUGAUAGUGUCCUGGGUGAGAGUUUUGAAGGGGCCGUUUCUCUGAAGGUACUGUCCCUCGACAACAACUCGAUUCAGUAUCUCCAAGCUGCCUGGGGGAGAGACGUCGGAAACCUUUUCCGACUGUCUUUGAACAACAAUCUUCUGACUGCGAUGCACAACGCAACGCUCCUUGGACUCGGUGACUUAACAAACAUUCUUCUGUGUCACAACAAAAUCAAAACCUUGUUUCGAGGAUGGUGCGACGGCGCUGAAAAUAUCUCACGCAUAGACUUGUCCGAAAACCAAAUCUCUUCGAUUGAUUUCACAAAUUGGUGCUCAUUUUCGCGCCUAGAAUACUUAAACCUUUCAAACAAUAAAAUUAAGCACUUACAUAGCAAUUGGACUGAAGGAAUGGUUAAUCUCGAGUAUCUUGACCUGCAGAAUAACAACCUUAAAGUAUUAAGGUAUGUUUCGUUCAGUUUCCUGACAUCGCUCUUUGAUCUGAGAAUCCGUAACAACUCUAUCGAGACGAUAGAGGUUGGCUGGGGAAGGGACCUUGGGAAGCUGGCGACUCUACAACUUUCGAAAAAUAAACUCAGGCGCCUCCAACCAAGUUCAUUCUCUGGAAUGACCAGCCUAACCCGAAUCGAUUUGCAAUCAGCGAAUGUAAGGACAAUACAAAAUUCCUUCAAUCGUUUGGAAGGCCUUGAGGAACUGUCAUUGCAGUAUAAUUCCAUAGCUAUCAUCCAUGAAGGAGAUUUCUCUGAUUUGAGGUCGGUGGAAACAUUAAGUCUCCAAUCCAAUGCGAUCUAUCAUCUUGAACCGAGAUCGUUUCGGGGAAUGGAUUCUCUUGGUAGCCUCUACCUUAACAACAACAAAAUAGUGACGCUGAUGCCAGACACCUUCGCCGGACUUCGUAUGCUAACACACCUAUAUCUCCAGAACAACAAUAUUGGUUAUUUGUCUGACUGUUGGAAUAUUGACCUCGACAACGUGGUCUUCAUUGACAUGGGGAGGAAUAACCUUACCAGCAUAGAUACCGAACUGUCAAACUGUAGCCAUUCUACAACUCCAGGUAUUGACACCAUUUGGACUCUCACUUCUCUGGAGAUACUGUAUCUUUCCAGGACCCGAAUAGAAUCUCUCCUACAUAGGGGAAUCUUCCAAGGUUUAGUCGAGUUGCGUUCCUUGAUAUUAUCAUAUUGCGAUCUUCAAUCUAUCGAAGAAAUUUUCUUUGAAGGCCUUCAAUCCAUGAAAUACAUCGAUAUAUCAAACAACUAUAUUGUUCGGUUAGAUUCGUUCGCAUUUAGAUCCGUUCCUUCGUUAAUAGGAAUAAAUGCAAGAUCAAACGAAAUUUCUUCCAUGGGGUCUUAUACAUUCAGCGGGAGACGGUUGUUAUUUGUUGAUCUACGAAAAAAUGCCCUGCAAACACUCUCUCGGGAUGUACUACCGAAUAGGAUUGGUGAAUUCGAACUGCGUCUGUCUCAAAACCCCAUUCAAUGUGACUGCAGGGUAGAAUGGUUACACAAACUAAUAACAAACAAUCGCAUUCGAAUGGUGGACAUUUCUUUCUUAUCGACGUUAGACCUUAUUUUACCGCAGGGCAGGUCUGACGUCACGAACAUAAAGUGUGUAAACUUUAAAAAUAAGCGACUGACCUCAAUUCCGAUAAAUUUCCUCCCUUGUGAUCCAUCAUGGAAACUUAAGAGUAACGUAACCACGCCGUUGACAUCUCAUUUUGAUGUCCUACCAAAGACUACAUCCUCAAGGCAACUGCCGUUGACUAAACUGUUGACCCAAGGCAGCAUGUCUACAAAUGACCCAACAGUGCCAUCUUUAGGUGAUGUAAUCAAAGGAACAGGGGAAUUACCGAAAGGGGAUAAUGAUGCAUUCAAUGUCAGAGGAUCAUCUCCAUUAAUAUCUAAUCUCACGAUUUCCUUUCUUAUUGUUGGACUGAUUUUGGUAGUCGUCCUUAACGGAGUCAAACUUUCACCAUGUGGACGAAACUGCAGAAAAAUAUCUAUCAAGGCAAGAUCAGUUAUUUAUCAAGAUAUCAACAACAGUCUGGUAACGGAACCUGUGACAGGGCCUCAUGAGGAUCUUGAAGAUGACGAUCAUAGACAAAUCAACAGAAACUUCCCUGUGUUAGGUCACAUUCGUUUAUCACAACGUGACAUCAGACCCGAUCAUCCUCCACCUCCCAUACCCCCACGGCCUGAAGACUUGGUGCAAGCAUUCGACCGGAAACAUUUUUCAGAUCCAAAUAUUCUACAAGCGGACGAUAAUGUAGUUCUUAGCGAGAUGGUGGUAAAACACACAUAUUUAUGCAGAGGCAAAGGACAUGUUGUAGGUAACCAAAGAAAAGACCGCUUGGUCACAGCCCAUGAUCAGGAGGCAGGAAGUCGCGCGUGUGAGACGUUGACUAAACCAAUGAUCCGCCACAUUUAUCAUCGUAACCUCGUCCCAGCUGCAGAAAAAUGUCCAGAAAGAAAGGGUAUCCACAUUAAUGCAAAUAAUCGUGUCGUCACAGAGGCAUUGAUUCACGCUGAAGCCCCGGGCUCGAGAUUCACCAGAAGUGAAACGACAAGAUAUCCACAAGAACUGUCUGGAGUGUUUGCUGCUGUUACCCAUCAAGUUCUGGCAAAAAGACACAAUUUCUUUGAUCCACAUCGAAGCUCAUACGAAGCCUCAAAUGAAUCGUCAUUUAUACGGGCGGACGAUUUUGAGAGAGACUGUGAAAGCCACGAAAACAGUUACGACGAUGGCGACUCAUCUGAUGCGAGUAUAUAUAAUGCAAAUCACGACGAAUUGCAUCGUCAAACCAUUGAUCCUUUACCUACUAAUUCAAGUGAAGUCGAUUGGAGUAUUCCAACGAUUGAAAUAGACAAUGACAUUGAUAGUGACUAUGGCGAAGGGACAUUUCAGAUCCAUGGUGAAGAAUCAAGCAACGGGUGUUCGUUUGGUAUGGUUGAUAGAAUUAGUGAGUUAGAGUUAGGCAAUAUCGAUGAAAUUAUGUCCCGAGAAACACCUGUGUGAGGGGGGGGGGGGGGUGAGGUGAAAUAAAAAGAACCCUCAAUAAAUGACCCUUCUAACAUAUCGAAAACUCUUCAGAUGCACAAUGAACAUUAACGGGACUAAUUAAGCAACAUCUGAUAGCAUAGGAAAGUUGCCAAUUAAUCUUUGCUUUUCUUAGUUUUAUAGUAUACGGAAUUUAUAAUUCGAUAAUUUGAUAUUGAUUGGCGAAAUAUUGGUUUGUUGAAUACCAUACAAAUCACAUAUCGCUGAGACGCAGCCGAGGUUGUACAAAAUUUUUCAGUAGUACCGAGUUUCGAAAAUGUUCGAGUGAAAUGGUGUGUAUUGACAAUAUUUUGUCUUCUAUAUUCUUCAUGUCACUCUCCUCUUCACCACUUUCUCUUUUUCUCUCUACCUCACUCAAUUUUCUCUAUUUGGAGUUCAUGCCCCCCUCUCUCCCCCUUUCUUUCCAUUACUAUAUUUCUCUCUUCCUCUGUGCUCAUAUCUCUCUUCCUCAAACUUCUAUUUAUGAGAUACAUUUUUUAAUUGGAUUUUUAAAGGACAAGCCCAACAAAAAGUUUAUUUGAAUA
Messenger RNA from Lytechinus variegatus (green sea urchin), 4013 nucleotides. RefSeq names its product probable leucine-rich repeat receptor-like protein kinase At1g35710. The transcript is spliced from 2 exons. Gene Ontology annotation, molecular function: protein binding. Lineage: Eukaryota; Metazoa; Echinodermata; Echinoidea; Temnopleuroida; Toxopneustidae. The record is from RefSeq and is a predicted model, not a curated record. The coding region runs from base 238 to 3447 and encodes 1069 amino acids.